AAAAGCAGCAUCUGGUAGCUUUUUCAGUUUCAGUUUCGCGACAGAAGCUCUCCUCCACUUUAGCUCCAGUCCUCGGUGCCAGCAGCAGUUUAUAUACAUUCUCCAUCAGUAUGGCCGAUCCCAACACAAAGCCCAAGUACACAAAACUCUUCAUCAACAAUGAGUUUGUGGAUGCCGUCUCUGGCAAAACCUUUGCCACAUCCAACCCAGCCACUGGCAAGGAAAUCGUCAAAGUGGCCGAAGGAGACAAAGCUGAUGUGGAUCUGGCAGUGAUUGCGGCCAAGAAGGCCUUCCAUCGCAACUCCGAUUGGCGCAAGUUGAGUCCCCUGCAGCGCACUAAUCUGAUUAACAAGCUCUGCGCACUGAUGGAGCGCGACAAGGAGUUUCUGGCCAGCCUGGAGACCCAGGACAAUGGCAAACCCUAUGCUGAGGCCCUCUUCGAUGUCACGUACUCGAUCCUGACGCUUCAGUACUAUGCCGGCUGGACCGACAAGUUCUUUGGCGACACCAUUCCCGCUGGAGGUUUCACCUCGAUGACCCGCAAGGAGCCCGUGGGCGUUGUGGGCCAGAUCAUUCCCUGGAACUACCCUCUGCUGAUGCUGGCCUGGAAGUGGGGUCCCGCCCUGGCCGUGGGCUGCACCAUCAUCAUGAAGCCGGCGGAGCAAACGCCCCUCACCGCCCUGCACAUGGCUGCCCUGACCAAGGAGGCGGGCUUCCCAGCGGGUGUCAUCAACAUCAUCAAUGGAUUCGGGCCCACAGCUGGAGCGGCCAUCAGUGAGCAUCCGGACAUCGCCAAGGUGGCAUUCACCGGCUCCGUGGACAUUGGUCGCAUCGUGAUGCAGGCAGCGGCCAAGUCCAACCUCAAGAGGGUGUCCCUGGAGCUGGGCGGCAAGAGUCCAGUCGUGGUAUUCGAUGAUGCGGACAUUGACUUCGCUGUGGAGACCACACAUGAGGCUCUGUUCUCCAAUCACGGCCAGAGCUGUUGCGCCGGCAGUCGCACUUAUGUGCACGAGAAGAUCUACGACAAGUUCGUGGAGAAGGCCGCUGCCAAGGCCAAGGCCCGCAAGGUGGGCAAUCCUUUCGAGGAGAACGUACAGCAGGGUCCCCAGAUCGAUCAGGAGAUGUUCACCAAAGUCCUGGGCUACAUUGAGAGCGGUCAGAAGGAGGGCGCCAAGCUCCAGGCUGGCGGCAAGCGGAUCGGCAAUGUUGGCUUCUUCAUCGAACCCACUGUCUUCUCCGAUGUGAAGGAUAACAUGAAGAUUGCCCAAGAGGAGAUCUUUGGACCCGUUCAGUCGAUCUUCAAGUUUAGCAGCCUCGACGAGAUCAUUGAUCGGGCCAAUAAUGUCCAGUACGGUCUGGCCGCCGGCAUCAUCACCAAUGACAUCAACAAGGCACUGAAGUUCGCCAACAAUGUGGACGCCGGCUCCGUCUGGAUCAACUGCUACGAUGCCGUGCUCCCACAGACGCCCUUCGGUGGCUACAAACACUCUGGCAUUGGUCGCGAACUGGGAAAGGAUGGCUUGGACAACUAUCUGGAGACCAAGACCAUCACCAUGAAGCUGCUCUAGAUCCUAGACAAACACAGCUUGAUCCUUCGUAUACAUAACAUUUGUAUUUUAUUUGCACAGUUUUUCGGUUGUCAGACGGUUAGAAUAUUAUUGCAUUUUCAAUAAAACAAAAAAACUCUA
Molecule: messenger RNA, 1688 nt
Organism: Drosophila pseudoobscura
Lineage: Eukaryota; Metazoa; Arthropoda; Insecta; Diptera; Drosophilidae
Product: aldehyde dehydrogenase X, mitochondrial
Exons: 6
Coding region: 111-1568 (485 amino acids)
Molecular function (GO): aldehyde dehydrogenase (NAD+) activity
Source: RefSeq, a predicted model, not a curated record